ACGUAAUUUAAAUUAAUAAAUUUAUUAAUAAUUUAUCUUUUUUUUUGUUUUCUUCCCUUCUAGAAAUUGUUCCUCGAAAUAUUCAAGAAGAAAUGCAAACUAUUUAUAUAUCAUUAAGUGAACUUCUUCGUCAUUUCCACCGAGUUUACCUUUAAUUGAAGAAAAAAUUCAUCGUGUUCAUGAUACAAUUGAACGUUUUCGAAAAACACAAGUUAAUGCUUUUAAAGAAAAAGUAUCAACUGAUCUUUUAACAGAUUUUCAUUUUGCAGGUCAUAUGGAAGAUCUUAUUUGA
Messenger RNA from Rotaria sp. Silwood1, 292 nucleotides. NCBI's taxonomy places the organism in Eukaryota, Metazoa, Rotifera, Eurotatoria, Philodinida, Philodinidae. The record is from the annotation of a GenBank genome assembly.